CCUGUUUUUGUUUAGUCAUUAUGAGGUAUUGUGUGUAUUUAGAAUAAGGCUGUAACGGUCUGAAUAUUUUUUGAAUGCACUGUAUAUUAAUUAGGCUUGCCAUAAAUACAUAUGCAACCUUUUAGUUAAAAUACUUUUCAUUAAUUUGUAAACAUUUAUAUAAAAAAGUGUGUAGAUCGGUUACCCCCUAUAAAAUUCAAUCCCACUUUGUAACGCAACAAAACGCGAACAAACAAUACAAGGGGGUGCAUACUUAUGAUAGGCACUAUAUUUCCGACAAACUACAUAUUUCUGAUAAGAAUACUUUUGUUUCACAAAAUCUUAAAUGUUGUGUACAUACUGAACACAACCCCAAUGCCUGUCUGUUACCCUUUCUCUCACCUGUCAGGCGGUAUGCGAGUGUGUUCCCCCGGCACUCUUCGAUGCCAUCACUUGGCUGGGCUACUGUAACAGCACCAUGAACCCCAUUAUCUACCCGCUGUUCAUGCGUGACUUCAAACGGGCCCUGGGACGACUGCUGCCCUGCUGCUCUACCCGCUCGCCCCACAGACCCUCGCCGGAGCUCUCCCUCUGCAACUCUGGUGAGCCCAACCUGCCCACAGAGCCCCCUUCCCUGGCUUCCGAUCCCCGACAGCCCCCCGCCACUGCCACAGACGCCGUCAACUUGUAUGAUGCAGAGCAUGCUGGGAUUGAGCUGCCCUUGCUGCUGCCUAAUCAGGUGGACACGCUGGACUGAAGGGGGCGAUGGAGAAGAGAGCAUGAACAGAUGCUGUGUUACAUACUAAAAUAUGACCACCAUACAUUGGAGGAAGGUGUGUCUUGUUGGGGUUGGUAGCAAGAUGUAAAAAUGAUCUAGAAGGUGUAAUUUAGCAUACAGGGCAGGAGUGGAUGAGGAAGAGCUAGGCACUGAAAAUCACUGGGCGACGUCACUGUGAUAACCAUAAUUCCCAACA
Messenger RNA from Oncorhynchus mykiss (rainbow trout), 953 nucleotides. NCBI's taxonomy places the organism in Eukaryota, Metazoa, Chordata, Actinopteri, Salmoniformes, Salmonidae. The record is from RefSeq and is a predicted model, not a curated record.